AUGAGCUCAAAAAUACAAAUAGAAUUAGUCGGUUUGAUUAAAGACUACAAUUUCCACGUUGCCAAGAAUAUUGUGGAGGGAUUGAAACAGACAUUCCCCGAUGAAUUCCUGGAUCCAAAAAUUCAGCCACUUCUCGAGUUUGACUGGCAUGCAUUUUUGUACAACAAGAAAAGGGAGCUGCGUGGCGAAGUGUGGCAGUAUUCCAAAAGCCUGAUGUGCUUUCUGAACGGCCAUCUCCUCGGUGAUGAAAAUGAUCUUGUCAGCUGGGCCAAGAAUGAGUGGAACUUCACUUUCUCUCGGCCCCAGGCUUUCUACAAGGCUAUCACUGAUAACUACUACACCCAACACCUUCAGAAAACUGGGCAUCAGUUUGUCUUCAUGGAGAUUGAAAUAUCGGGGGAGGAUGCUGGUAGGUUAGUGUUCGAGCUGUUCUCAGAUCUGUGUCCAAAGGCAUCAAAAAACUUUGAGGCUCUGUGCACGGGAGAGCAUGGAGUGUCGCAGAGUGGCCUCCCGCUCUGCUACAAGCGCUCCCUCUUUCAUCGAAUUGUGCCCAAUGGCUGGGUACAAGGUGGAGAUAUUUCUCCCGGUAGUAUAGGUAAUGGCGGUGAGUCGAUCUAUGGGCCAACUUUUGAAGAUGAAAGCUUUGCCAUUUCUCACUCUAAGCGGGGCAUUUUAGGAAUGGCCAAUAAGGGUCCCCACACCAACGGAUCCCAGUUCUACAUCACCUUGCAGCCAACACCCUGGAUGGACCAGACAUAUGUCGCAUUUGGUCAAGUGGUUGAGGGUGUUGACGUGCUGAGGAAAUUAGAAGAGGCUCCAACCUGCAAUGAAAGACCAAAGUACCAAUGUAAAGUCACAGCUUGUGGAGUGUUUAAACCGUAG
Messenger RNA from Menidia menidia (Atlantic silverside), 882 nucleotides. Lineage: Eukaryota; Metazoa; Chordata; Actinopteri; Atheriniformes; Atherinopsidae. The record is from the annotation of a GenBank genome assembly.